AUGUCAUCAGGAUUCCACCCAUUCGGAGGGCGAGUGAGUAGGCGCUUCGGCGACAAGUCUCUGCAACCCGACGACGCAUAUCUCAGCUAUCACGACAUUCGAUUGACGGUCGAAGACGUCGACUGCAUCAAGAACGACUGGCUCACCGACAACGUACUUGCCCAUCCUGCCUUUUCCUCCCAGCCACUUUCAACUAACCACUGCAAACACCCACCANNGGCCAUUGCCUUUUGGGAAGAAUACCUCGAACACGAAAAACUAAACGCCUACCCCAAAGCCCGCAUCGUCCUGCUCCGCCCCAGCAUGGCCUUCAUGCUCCUCCAAACCAACGACCCCAUGAGCCUGAAAUCCGCCCUCCCGAGCUUCGAAAACACAACCCACAUCUUCCUCCCCGUAAACGACUGCCGCGACGUCGAAACCGCAGAAGGCGGAUCCCACUGGAGUUUGUUGCUCGUCAGUGUCGUCGACGGUGUAGCCUUCCACUACGAUUCACUCUGCCCAUCCAACAUGGAAGAAGCCAAAAUGCUGUCCCACCAUAUCUCGCAAUUACUCCAAAAGCCGCUGAAGUUUGUGAAUCUGGACGACUCGCCGCAGCAGGAGAAUGGGAGUGAUUGUGGUGUGUUUGUGUGUUUGUUGAUGCAGCAUCUCUUGCUUGGAAGGUUGUUGCAGGCGCACGCCCAAGACAAGGUUAGCAUGAGUAUGAAGGGUAAGAAUGUGGAUGCGACGGGAGGAAGGAAAGAAAUGUUGAGGGUGAUUGAGAUGUUCAGGAAAGAGGGAGAAAGGAGACGCUCGUGA
Molecule: messenger RNA, 795 nt
Organism: Aureobasidium uvarum
Lineage: Eukaryota; Fungi; Ascomycota; Dothideomycetes; Dothideales; Saccotheciaceae
Source: the annotation of a GenBank genome assembly